Scylla paramamosain (green mud crab) is the source of this 3330-nucleotide messenger RNA. RefSeq names its product proton-coupled folate transporter-like. The record is from RefSeq and is a predicted model, not a curated record. Gene Ontology annotation, molecular function: transmembrane transporter activity. Gene Ontology annotation, cellular component: membrane. NCBI's taxonomy places the organism in Eukaryota, Metazoa, Arthropoda, Malacostraca, Decapoda, Portunidae. The coding region runs from base 1038 to 2528 and encodes 496 amino acids. The transcript is spliced from 6 exons. Gene Ontology annotation, biological process: transmembrane transport.
CUCUCUCUCUCUCUCUCUCUCUCUCUGCAGCAGCGAUGAAGAAGUUAUGAAGUAAAUCUUAAUAACAUCUUCAAUGAACAAGUGAGUCAUGCCGCCCGCCACACACCGGCAACAGUUAUCAGUGCAGAGCAGCCAUGCACCCCCAGCCACUGAUCCCGGUCUCCCAUCAUUCACUUAGUCAUUUCACCCUGCCAGGGAGCUUCCCCCAACGCCCCUCUCAUCUCAGUAAUGUCCGGAUACAAGGCGUAGAUGAGAGAACGGUGAGAGUGAUAAGGAGAUAAUAUUAGUACCUCCAUUGUUGUGCUGUUAAGAUACGCACCGAAUGUGACGGAUGGCGGCUGUAGGGGAGAGGGGUGAGAGCAAAAGGCUCGUGUCAUGCUGAUGGAAUGAAAACGUUUGUUGUUGUGGGUGUUGUUGUUGUUGUUGUUGUUGUUGUUAUUGUUGUUGUUGUUAUUAUUAGUGUUAUUAUUAUUAUUAGUGUUAUUAUUAUUAGUAGUAGUAGUAUUGUUGUUGUUAUUUAUUUAUUUUUAUUUGGCGUCACUCAUAUUUUCGGCAUUCCUGUGGGCUGUGGACGGCAUUGUUUUUUUGAUAAUUACCUCUUCACCUGGCGAACAAUGGUGAGGCGAGGCAACCUUGGAGAGUAGUCUUGUGGCACCGUCCAUUGCCAGUCCAUUGCCCACCGCCGCCUGCAGGAGUGACUGCCGCCAGUCCACCCUCCCACCGCCGCCUACAGGAAUGACCGCCGCCAGUCAACCCUCCCACCGCCGCCUGCAGGAGUGACCGCCGCCAGUCCACCCUUCCACUGCCACCUGCGGGAGCGACCGCCGCCGUUAGCUUCGCAUUGCGUGUUUCCGCUCAUCUGGACUCUGUUCAAUCAGUACUUUACACCGGGAAAGGCGGCGUUAUGUCUGCCACAAACCUGUGGCAAUUUGACAGAAAGAACGUGUAAAGAUAUCGGAAACCUAUUCAUGUGAUAUUUUCAUAACUGCUCUGAAUUACUUUUGAACACUAAUCUCUUUCUAACAAAUAUUUAUACAAUGGUUCUGCUGGAUCCUACGAACGAAGCCAGCCCGCUGCUGGGGCCGUCGGGGGCCAAGAGAAGCAGUUCUGCUCUAACGAAGGUUCUGCCGCAGCGGCCGCCGCAGCCGCCGCCGCCUCGCACGGGACUCUGCCGCUGUCUGUCGUUUGUGACGGUGGAGCCUGCGCUGUUUCUGCUAGCGAUGAGUUAUUCCAUUGAGCUAAUCUUCAAGACCAACAUGCUAGUGGACAAGACGUGUUCCAUCCAGCUCCAGUAUUCCCUCGAUGUCUGCCGCAACUUGGACACUGGCAAUUACAAAGCACAGCAAGCCUCCGUGCAGAGGCUCACCGCAAACUACAACAUGUACUGCCAGAUCCUUGAGCUACUGCCUGGUGCCCUGGUCAUGCUGCUGCUGGGCACAUGGAGCGACACGCGCAGCCGCCGCCUGCCGCUGCUGCUCCCUAUAGUUGGCUCCACGCUCAAGUCCCUCGGGCUGUGCUGCAACGCCUACUGGUGGUCUCUGCAGCCUUUUUACGUCACGCUGGCCUACAUUCCCUUUGGCCUCUCUGGGGGGAUGAUGGCAACCUUCAUGGCCUCCUAUGCCUACGUGAGCGAGGACUCUGGUGACUGGGGACGGACCACGCGCCUCUCCCUCGCAGGCAUGGCACUGUUCGCGGCGCUCCCCUUUGGCAACGUUCUUGGAGCAGCACUUUUCUCCCAUGGAGGAUACGUCGCUGUAUUCGGGAUGGAAUUCAUAACAAACUUGCUUGCCUUUAUUUAUAUUGUGAUCAGGCUCAGGGAGGAAAGACCUAAACAGGUUAGCAGGAUUACACAGGAAGGGAAGAGCACGACGCCGCUGAAUCACCUACGACAAUCACUGGCGGCAGUGGGGCGGCAGCGGCCAGCGGGCGGGAGGGCGCUCAUCUUGGGCCACAUCUGCUGCAUCUUCCUCUACAUGAUAACCUUCGGAACCAUAAAUUUCAUGGUGCUGUACACUCGAGCCAAGUUCAAGUGGGACUACAAUCAGUUCACGCCCUGGAUGAUCUGCAACUCCUGUGCCAGCAUAUUAGCGGCCUGUUUGCUGGUGCCACUGCUUAGCCUCCGCUGGCACAUUGAUGACACCAUACUGGCCUUCAGCGGGGCAGCCUCCCAUGUUUUCUCGGGAUUGUUAAUUGGGACAGCGAACCAGCAGUGGAUCCUCUAUUUAGCAGUGGCCCUCUCAGCAGGGGGAGGCAUCACCAUCUCCUGUUCCCGUGGCGCUCUUUCCAAGCUGGUGGCACCAGACGAACUGGGAGCUGUGUUCUCUGUAGUGGGCAUUUUAGAAUCCCUGGCACCCAUCAUCAGUUCUCUGGUCUACACCCCCAUCUAUAAUAUGACCCUGAAUGUGUUCUCUGGCACUGUGUUCCUCAUCAGUGCCGCCCUCACUCUGGUCAUCUGCUGCAUCUACACAUGGCUGGCGACUGCUUUCCCUUUUCCACCCAGCACUGGCUCUAAAGAGGAAGAAGGCUGAGGAUACAUCUGUGCACCCUCUACAGCAUACUUGGAAUGGGACUUUAUAGUGGACAUGAGUGUGGCAGAUGAGAAGGGGGCAUGAGCACACCCUCCAUUGGCAUGGGAAGGCAGCAUUGAGGUGUGUGCCCGGAACGGCAUUGUCAAUUUAUUCUGGGAAGAUUUACUGAAAAAUAGCUGCAUGCAUUUUGUCUUUACUCAAUUUUUUCAGAGUCUGUAAUAGGAAGUUAGCAGAAGUUUUAUUUUUAGGUAUUUCACUUUUAAUCAAAAGUUAUUUUUUUUUUUGGAGGAUCUAUAAGAAAAAUGAAUAGGGAAGAUGUCAAACUUACUGUAUUAUGAUUUAAUUAGCUUGCAAGUGGGUUUUUGAGGCUGUGUGGCAUAGAUGUUGAGAAAAUAUACUCACUCAAUUGUGAUUCAAGAAAAAUAUAUGAAAUAAAACACUCAAAUAGAAGGAAUGGAGAGAUUCAACAAAUACACCACACUAUCAUUAUGAACACUAAUAACUUAAUUAUGUAAGUCAUACAGGAAUAAAUUGUAAAAAAAGGGGCUGCAAGAAAUUUAUGGUUCUUAGAGACAGUCAUAGUUUCUACCCCACUUAAGCUUAUCUGUCACACCAUCUCAUUCUUCUCCAUUUCCACCACAAAUGUAUUAUAACUCUCCACUGUGAGAUAGACUGAUGCAGCUAUGUGAGUUUGAGGUGAAUGACAAAACUAGUAUUAGAAUAUACUUUAAGGCACAUUUCUAUACCUUCCUCUUAAAAUAAAAAUUAUAGUUAUAUAAAUUGGAAAGAUGAAUAAUAAAAC